Aspergillus steynii IBT 23096 is the source of this 3660-nucleotide messenger RNA. RefSeq names its product purine and uridine phosphorylase. Gene Ontology annotation, molecular function: ADP binding; catalytic activity; protein binding. Lineage: Eukaryota; Fungi; Ascomycota; Eurotiomycetes; Eurotiales; Aspergillaceae. The coding region runs from base 81 to 3167 and encodes 1028 amino acids. Gene Ontology annotation, biological process: nucleoside metabolic process. The record is from RefSeq and is a predicted model, not a curated record. The transcript is spliced from 2 exons. Gene Ontology annotation, cellular component: kinesin complex.
CUUCUCUGUGAUUACUUGAAUAUAGUUUCUGCUAUCUCUGAAUUUCUAACUCUUCCGAAUGAACAUAAGAUUACUUCAAAAUGCGCCCCAGAAACCGAUCUGACUUCUCCAUCGCUAUAAUCUGCGCCCUGACUCUUGAGGCUGAUGCGGUUGAAGCUCUUUUCGACGAAACCUACGAUCGACUGGGCAAAUUGUAUGACAAAAAGCUCGGUGAUGCGAACUCGUACAUAAAUGGGAGGAUUGGAGAGCAUGACGUUGUCCUGUGCUAUAUUCCUGGAAUGGGAACAGGCAGCACGGCCAGCAUAGCUUCGAGCCUACGAGUCAGCUACACGGGGGUCCGACUUGCACUGGUAGUUGGGACCUGUGGGGGAGCUCCAUACCCAUCAAGUGAACAAAAUAUCUUUCUUGGCGAUGUCAUUGUGAGCGAUGCCCUGGUACAAUAUGAUUUCGGCAGACAAUACCCGGGUGGCUUCCAGCCCAAGAGGGAUGUCAAAGACAUCUUGGGAAGACCGGAACGAGAAAUUCGAACCCUCCUAGCAGGUCUUCAAGCAAGGCGAUCACGCAUUGAGUUUCAAGACCAGAUGCUUCAGCAUUUUCACAUAAUCCAGCAAUCAGAGACACGAUGGCAUCACCCGGCAUGUGAGGAUGUCCUGUAUGAGGCUUCUCAUCACCACAAACAUCGCAGUGGAGGUUCUCCUGUGAAAUGCCAAUGUUCCGGCGGUGAAGGGCCUGACGAUAUCUGUAGCCAAGCAGAGAUGGAAGACUGUAAUCGACUUGGUUGCAAUGAAAGACAGGUUAUUCGUCGUCGAGAUGGCACGGGAGUAUCAUUUCACAUUGGAAAGCUGGCAUCUGCCAGCACAGUCAUGUCAUCUGGGGAACACCGUGACAAAAUAAUCCAAACAGAGAAUGUCAUUGGGUUUGAAAUUGGGGGUGCCGGAGUGUGGGAUAACAUUUCCUGCAUUAUCAUCAAGGGUGUGUGCCACUAUGCGGACAGCCACAAUAACGACAAAUGGCAAGCUUAUGCUGCGGCAACUGGUGCUUCAGCUGCUAAAACCUUCUUGGAGUAUUGGAGGCCUAUUCGUAGAGAAGAGCGAGCACAUCACUGGAUGGUCCCGUUUGGAAGGAACCCGCAGUUUGGGGGUCGUCUGGACGAAAUUUCCAAAAUUGAAAAGUUAAUUAGGCGAGAUGAUGGACCGACCAAGAUUGCGAUCUCUGGCCUAGGCGGGGUGGGCAAGACGCAGGUGGCGCUUGAAUUGGCCUUCCUCAUGCGCGAUGAAGGUGCGAAGCGCUCGAUCUUCUGGAUUCCGUGCACCAGCUAUGAGAGUGUUGAAAAGGCAUAUAUGAGCAUCGCUAAAAUGGUAGGGCUCCAAGAUGUGAAGUCAACAGAAGCAAAAGAAAGAGUCAAGACCUAUUUGAGCCACAAGGACGCUGGGAAAUGGCUUCUCAUAUUUGAUAAUGCCGAUGAUAUGGAUAUGUGGAUCAAUGGCAGCAAUACCGUCCCGGCGCUCAAAAGCUUUCUUCCCCAGAAUGAGCAAGGCCAUGUUAUUUUCACCACUCGCAAUAGCAAGCUGGCAGUGAAACUAGCCUCCUCUCAUGUGAUAUCGGUCCCCGAGCUUGAUGAAGAGACUGGAAUGGAGCUCCUCAAAAAAUCACUGAUUAACAAAGACCUGCUUGACGAGAGAGAGUUAGGCUUGGCCUUGCUUAAAGAGUUGACAUUCCUGCCACUGGCAGUUACUCAGGCGGUUGCAUACAUCAAUGAGAAUUGCAUAGGCCUCGCGGACUAUAUUGCACUUCUACAGGAACAAGAGCCGGAUGUUGUGGAGCUAUUAAGUGAGGGUUUUGAGGAUGAAUAUCGUUAUUCUGAUGCCCAGAACCCCGUUGCCUUAACCUGGUUGAUCUCAUUCCAGCAAAUCUGGCGAUUGGAUAAGCUAGCUGCUGACUAUUUGUCAUUCAUGGCAUGCAUCAAUCCGCGCGGCAUCCCUCGAUCACUUCUCCCCCAGCCAGCAACAGCGAAGAUGAGAACUGAUGCAAUAGGCCUUCUCAAGGCAUAUUCCUUUAUCAGUGAGCAGCCUAUCGACCACUCUCUCAAUGUUCAUCGGCUAGUGCAUCUUGCUAUCCGUAGCUGGAUGAGAAAGAAUCAGCAGUUUGCCCAAUGGACUUCUAGGGCUGCUGACCGAUUCAAUGAGGUCUUUCCAGAUGCCAAUCAUGACAAUGGAAAGCUUUGGCGACAAUAUCUACCACAUGCGCUAUCACUGGUAGGAGAGGUUGAGUUUCAGAUGCAGCAAGAGAAAUACGUCAGCUUGCUUCAUAAAAUUGGGAAUUACCUGUAUUGCGAUGGGAGAUAUCAUGAAGCGGAGCUGCUCUUUACAACUAUCAUGAAAACACAAGAAACGACAAGUGGUGACAAACACCCUGACUUCCUGGCCAUUAAAGCCAACCUGGCAUCGACAUACUGCCAUCAAGGACGAUGGAAGGAAGCAGAAGAAUUGCAAAUACAGGUGAUGAAUUCUCACAGGCAGGUCCUGGGACCAGAGCAUCCCGAUACUCUGAUCAGCAUAGGAAACCUGGCAGCAAUACAUCAGAGUCAGGGCCGAUGGAAGGAAGCAGAAGAAUUACAGGUACAGCUAAUCGAGACCAGUAAAAAAGUACUGGGGCCCGAACAUCCUAGCACUCUGACUAGUAUGGGAAACCUAGCAUCAACAUAUGUGAAUCAGGGACGACAGAAGAAAGCAGAAGAGUUGCAAUUACGGGUGAUGAAGACCUGCGAGCAGGUUCUUGGGCCAGAGCAUCCCAGCACUUUGACUAGCAUGUACCAAGUUGCCUGUACCUGGGAUUCUCUAGGGAAAGUUGACAACGCGCUGAGGUUGAUGGUAAAAUGCGUCAACCUUCGGAUCAAACAUCUGGGCCCUGAUCACCCGGAUACGUUUUGUUCCUCAGAGACUCUUGGCAGAUGGCUAAAGCGAAGGACCUCCCAUCACAGGAUAGAGUCUGAGCCAGAGCCUGCAAAGCACCGAACGCGAAUGUCUUUCAAGCGGCUUUUUCCAGAGAGAAUGACAGUUCCAGGUCAUUCAAACACGAUUCGGAAGGCAACGUUAAGCAUGAGAUGGAAGGCAACGUUAAGCAUGAGAUAUUUCUAUCAUCACCCAAGAUUCCAUGCAGAUGCUUAGGCUCCCCUCGUGCGGACAGUUUACUCAAACUGAUAUCCCUUCGUCCCUGUCACAGACCCUUCGUACUGAUACCUCUCCUCCAACUCAUAAUACCUGUUAAAUCCCACACCCUCGCAGACUUCAUCAUAGGGCAGGAUCAUUGGCGGCUUCCCCGUCAACAAAGAUCCCUUCACCCCCUCCAAAGCCUCCCGGAUGCUCUUCAGCUUCGCCGCCACCAACGUCCAGGGGUACGCAACGGCCGCAAACCCCAGCUCUCCCAGUUCCUUGGCGGAGAGGUUCUCGGUUUUCCCGCCCUCGAUGAUAUUCGCAAGCAUGGGGAAGUCCAGAUCGGAACGCAUCUGCGCCAUGGCGGCCCGGUCGGGCAGGGCCUCGACGAAGACCGCGUCGACGCCGAUCUCAAUGGCCUUGCGGGCGCGAGUGAGCGCCUCCUCGUAGCCGUGCAUGUAGCUAUCAGUGCGGGCAAGGAUCCAGAUAUCUGUCCCUUCGUUGCGGG